AUGACUACAUCAACAAUUACAUCACAAUCUCCAAUGACAACAAUACCAACAACAACAAGAGGUGAAACAUCAGCAACACCUAAUGAUUUGGGUCUAAUUCUUGGUCUAUCACUUGGUCUUGGUAUUCCUGCUUUGAUUAUUCUAACUGGUGGUAUUGUCUACUUCGUAAAAAAACCUAAAACAAAGUCUAAAGUACUAGUUGAAAAUUCUACUGCUCUUACUGAUAUCCCAAUGAAAUCGACGGAUAGCGCCACCAAUCGUAAUGCGACGGCAACAGUCUGA
Rotaria sp. Silwood1 is the source of this 282-nucleotide messenger RNA. The record is from the annotation of a GenBank genome assembly. NCBI's taxonomy places the organism in Eukaryota, Metazoa, Rotifera, Eurotatoria, Philodinida, Philodinidae.